Messenger RNA from Oreochromis niloticus (Nile tilapia), 3219 nucleotides. RefSeq names its product solute carrier family 40 member 1. Gene Ontology annotation, molecular function: iron ion transmembrane transporter activity. Gene Ontology annotation, cellular component: membrane. NCBI's taxonomy places the organism in Eukaryota, Metazoa, Chordata, Actinopteri, Cichliformes, Cichlidae. Gene Ontology annotation, biological process: iron ion transmembrane transport. The transcript is spliced from 10 exons. Bases 142 to 1911 code for a protein of 589 amino acids. The record is from RefSeq and is a predicted model, not a curated record.
AGGAACAACAGCAAGGAUUGACUGCAACGAGAAAACAAAAGUUUUGGAAAAAAAAAAGAAACCUGAUGUGACUGACUACAGACGUUUAUUGAGUUCAAAAGGACGUGCCGUUUCAACUGCUGUUGAAGUAAGUUCAAGGACAUGUCGCAGCGGGCAGAUGCCUCCCAGUGUGGUGGGGUCAUGGUCGAGUUUGAGUCUGACAACAUCCGGGAUGCAAGAGCUGAAAAAGCUACACGUAUACCAGGUUCAGCUCUUAUCUACCUCAGGGGUCCCAAGUUUCUCAUCUAUGUCAGUGGAGCAUUAUCAAUGUGGGGCGACCGCAUGUGGCACUUCGCAAUCUCUGUGUUCCUGAUUGAACUGUACGGCCGUAACUUGCUGUUGACUGCGGUGUUUGGAUUGGUGGUGGCUGGGUCAGUGCUCAUGUUUGGGGCUUUGAUUGGAGACUGGGUUGAUCGCAAUCCUAGGAAUAAAGUUGCACAUGCAUCUCUUUUCGUUCAGAACAUCUCGGUGACGAUAUGUAGCAUUGUGCUCAUGUUGGUGUUCUCAUACAAGCAAAGGAUUGAACAGAUCUGGGAUGGAUGGCUUACUGUGGUUUGUUAUACGGUGGUGAUCGUCCUGGCAGAUGUGGCAAACCUUGCAAGCACAGCACUGACCAUUGCCAUUCAGAGGGACUGGAUUGUGGUCAUCACAGGCUACAACCGAGGUCACCUAGCGGGAAUGAAUGCAACCAUGAGGCGGAUAGAUCAGGUGACUAACAUCCUGGCCCCACUAGCAGUGGGACAGGUCAUGACCCUUGCCUCCAACGUAGUUGGCUGUGGAUUCAUCCUGGGCUGGAACCUGGUGUCUCUAAUUGUGGAGUUCUUCUUCUUGUCACGGGUUUAUCGCAUCGUCCCUGCUCUGUCAGCCAAACCACCAUCGGUUGCAGUGGAUCAAGCAUAUCUCCUGAGGAUAGAGAGGAAAAGGUUACAAGGAGAAGGCAAUGUUGCGCGACCUCAGGCUCUGACAGAGGGCAACUGCAACUCAAGCUUGCACCUCAAGGAAAUCACCGAUCUGCCGCUGUGUUUUCGGAGGUUCCGCUGGCUGGUGAGCACCUGUAAAGAUGGCUGGAUGGCCUACUAUCGUCAACCUGUUUUCCUCGCAGGAAUGGGUCUGGCUUUCCUUUACACCACAGUGCUUGGGUUUGACUGCAUCACCACUGGCUAUGCCUAUACUCAGGGGAUAAGCGGAUCUCUUCUUAGUCUGCUGAUGGGCGUGUCAGCCAUCACAGGCUUGAUGGGCACUGUAAUGUUCACCAGGCUGAGGAAGGCCUAUGGCCUGGUUAACACAGGCAUCAUCUCAAGCUGCCUCCACCUGGGCUGCUUGCUGCUGUGCGUGUGCUCUGUGUUUGCCCCUGGCAGCCCCAUGGAUCUCAGCUUGCUGAUGCCCGACAUUACUUCCAAUUCCUCUACAGCGCUUGGUGGGAUGACAGGCCAAAGGCAAAAACACACAUACCCUACGAUGGGAGGCAGCAAUCAGCCACUUCUACCCGACCGCUCUUCUAUCCACUGGACCAACAACACGGUGCUUUUUGACAAUGUCCCCUCUGGCACAGCUCCAGAAUCUUACAUCUCCAUUAUUCUGCUGUUCUUGGGUGUCAUUACAGCGCGCAUUGGUCUCUGGUCCUUUGACCUGACUGUGACUCAGCUUCUGCAGGAGAACAUCUGUGAAUCAGAGAGAGGAGUGGUUAACGGGGUGCAGAGCUCCAUGAAUUACCUGAUGGACCUGCUUCACUUCAUUAUGGUGAUCUCUGCUCCGCAGCCACAACACUUUGGCAUCCUAGUUAUAAUUUCUGUGUUCUUCAUCACCACGGGGCACACUAUGUACUUCCUGUAUGCACAUAAAGCCAAGAGAAAACGCCGCCUCGACACAUAAGGAGCAGCUCACACAUCCAGGCAUGAGAUGCUCACUAGCACUGAAUCCACUCUGCACCAGUGAAAUGAAUGUCUCCCUCCUGAUCCUUCAGCAAACUAAUUGCAACACUAACUGUUUCUAACUUAGCCAUUCAUUUCAGCACAACACAGCAAGUGCCAACCCCACCUCAGCUGCUUUCACACUGCAGGGCCAUGUGCCGUGGCAGCAAACGAGAACUCAGGUGAAGUAGAGUGGGAGACAAGCUCUCGCUUUAUGUACAUAAGUCGAAGUGGCUACCAUAAAUGCUGCCUCCAGGGGACACAAAGGUUACGACUCAAGGCACCAACAAAUGUUUUUGCCAACUGUGCAGGAUUACUGGAAGACUUUCAAACAAGACGGUGAACUUCAUAGCUUUUUUGGAUGGGAAGGUGAAUGAACAGAGAGAUGAAUCUAACCAUCACCUCAGUACAGAUCUGCUGCUGUGAAAAAAUCCUGAACGUGACACAUGAAAAUAAAGACAAGACAAAGCUGUACAUUUUCAAGUGGCAUUGAUGUUACUGAUCCGUCCACUUGGAAAUACUCCAGGAUGUCCAAAAAGGAAGAUAAAGGGAACUUGAUGUGAGAUUGUUUCAAAGAUUGUUUAAAAAAAAAGGAAAGAAAAAAAAAACCCCUGAAAGGCAACCCCCCCCCCCCCCCCCCCCCCCUACACACACACACACACACACACACACCCCUUUUAUUGGACAAAGGUGAAAGGACAAAAGUGUUUCUUCCCCUGGUUUGUUUCUCUGUGGAUGAAUCAAGCAAACAUUUGUCUUUCUUUCAUGCAUGCAAUCCUGGAUUAUGAAUUACAACACAAACGCACACACAAAUAUUUUAUUCUAAUUGCUUGUGUAUUUAGAAAAAUUAAAAUAAAAACAUACUUUCUUGUCAUCUCAUAUAAAGAGUGAUAUUAAUAGUUUUAUAGAAAUCCAAAACCACCAAUCUUCAUUUUGGGACAUGUUUGAAAUCAGUGAUAACUACAUGUUGAUAACUGCCAUUAGGAAUAUUGUUUGACAGUUUGCUUCAUUCUUUUGUAGUUCUGAAGAACUAAACAUUUCCUUACCUCAGCUAAGAGCAAGACCACUGAAUCCAACAUGGGGAUUACCCUCAGCUACUGCGUGUUUUCAUAUCUCAUUCAUGUACAGUGGAGACAAUAUCAAAGUUGAAUCUUUUGUCAUAAAAUAGCAUCACAUCUCAGUAUUUUUGUAACAUUUUUCUUGUGACAUUUCUGUAUUGUACAUUGUCAUUUUUAAGACUAUUCAUGACAAUAAAGAUGACUGACGAAGA